AUGCAUCAACAACAAGUUUAUCACAGAGACUUGGCAUCAAGCAACAUUUUUCUGUCUGAAUCAUCCAAAAUUAAAAUUGGGGAUUUUGGCAUAGCCAAAAUUGGGGAUGUUGACUUGCACUCAACCAGGCUAGGACAAGGCUUGUAUACUGCUGCCAAAGUAGAUAUAUACAGCCUGGGCAUUCUACUGUUGGAGUUGUUAUCUGAGUGUACGUUUACUUGGGAUAGGUUUGAUAAGAUCAAGGAAUUUGUUGACCACGGUAUCAUCCCCGAAGUAGUUGAUCAACGUUACAGAGAGCUUAUUGUUCUUCUCACAUCUACUGAUCCUACAAAACGACCUUGGGCGGCAGAGAUCCAAGAGAUAUUCAACAAGAUGGAGGGAGGCGCAUGCUGUGCACCACAGGAACAAUGGGCUUCAGAUGUCCUCUACAUUGCUGCAAAAGUCAGGGUUAGAGAAUCUGCAACCCAAAUGGCUGCCAUAUUUCCAGCUGGUUUUGAAGUAGAUGCACCUGGAGUAUCAUAUGAUUUCCUCUUCUUAGAUCUUGAAGAGGUUGCUGCAGGUUUAUCAAAGCUUGUGAGAGUUGCACCAUCAACUUGA
Molecule: messenger RNA, 597 nt
Organism: Papaver somniferum (opium poppy)
Lineage: Eukaryota; Viridiplantae; Streptophyta; Magnoliopsida; Ranunculales; Papaveraceae
Product: interferon-induced, double-stranded RNA-activated protein kinase-like
Exons: 5
Coding region: 1-597 (198 amino acids)
Biological process (GO): protein phosphorylation
Molecular function (GO): protein kinase activity; ATP binding
Source: RefSeq, a predicted model, not a curated record